AUGGACAAAUUAAACAGAUGGGCGGAAUAUUUCAAAGAUCUAUUAAAUACAGAUCAACAAGAGGAACUUGGUAUCGUAAAUAGAGGUGACUCAUUUAGAAGACGACGUUCAAGAAGUAACAGCUUAAUCCCACCGUCGAUAGGUGGCACUCCCUCCCCUGUCCUAGACAUGCCCGACCAAAACUUGUCAGAAGUAUUAUCAUAUGUCGUAUCAUUAUUAGGUGCUCAAGGAGUUGGUAAAACCGCUUUGAUCAGUCAAUUUAUGACAUCAGAAUGUAUAAAUGCCUACGAUAGACAAAAAGAUCUGCGGGGAGCUCAAACGGUAUCCAUUAUGCUGAACGGAGAAGAAUCCGAAUUAACAUUUCAAAACACAGGGACGUUAAAGGACGUUGUCGACAAGAUCCACCACCCCCCUGAUGCUUUCAUCGUCCUUUAUUCAGUUGUUGACAAGGCCAGUUUUCUGAAGGCGGAAACGGAAUUGAGCAGGCUGCAGGAUACUGACCAGCUGCGAUCUAGACCGGCUAUCCUCGUCGCCAAUAAAAUCGACUUGGCUAGGAGCAGAGCGGUGUCAACACAAGAUGGCAAAUGCUUAGCUUGCACGUAUCGUGCGAAAUUUAUAGAAAUCUCUGUGGGCAUCAACCACAACGUAGACGAGCUCUUGGUAGGAAUAUUGACACAAAUCAGACUGAAAGUGCACAAUUUCGACGAAAGCGGGCAUACACAACAAUGGUACAAAAGCAGAGGGAUGGUCAAAGCCAGCAUGAAGGCCCGCCAAAUGUUUACGUGGUUAUUCGGAAGAGAAGAUUCCAAGUUUAAAAACUGCGAGAAUCUUCACAUUCUGUAG
This is a messenger RNA of Diabrotica balteata, 843 nucleotides long. Lineage: Eukaryota; Metazoa; Arthropoda; Insecta; Coleoptera; Chrysomelidae. The record is from the annotation of a GenBank genome assembly.